CGAUCGAGUGUUGGCGCCAGCAUUAUAUCGUGGGAAUAUCUCGGAGCUGGUUGUAUUUCACGAGACAUCUGAAUCACUGGACAUCCCUUCUAUUGUACUACUUCAGAUAUACCUACUUACACAAAUGUUCACCAAUCAGUUUUUCGAACACAACCUCUGACUGUUAUUGAGCCCUCGUAGUACAGUAUUACCACACUAUAGCGAAUUUGUGCGUAUGGGUGACGUAUUUACUGAAUCGAGUCUCCUUAUCACGUCCUUAAUGGUCCCGGAUCAAAGCAAACCGAUCACUCUCAAACUAAACAGCGUGGCAAGACAAUCAAGUCGAUACUCAGCCAGAGAUCCAAGAUUAAGACGAUAAACCAAACAAAACUAGCAAAUACCAGUAUUAUUCGUCAUAAUCUAGCAUAUGAGUUAUAAAAAUGGAGUCGCAGAAGGAUAGUCCAAGUGUAAUCCUAAGAAAUAGAACCCCACGGGAUAAAACGAAGACCCAAGAAGCAGUACGAGAAUCGUUGUUGACUGAUUCAACAUCAGGAAUCGUUAAAGGUGAUGACGACACAACCAGCAUCGAUUCUUUCUCAAGUCCAGAAUUAGACAUUAGUCGUAAAGAAUCUAUAUUAAAUUUCAAAACUGAAGAAGUAUAUAAAAGCGUUCAGUACGAGGAAGAUUUUGAUGGAAUCAAACUUGACAGUGCAAAUAAUAAUAUGAAAAAAACUAAUGGAUGUCUGCCUGUGACAAAUCAUGCAUUCGAAGCAAUUGAAGUUGGAAAAGUUAUAGAAGACCAAACACAUAUAACAAACGAUGAUAAAAAAGUUACCAUACCAGAUGGAGGAUGGGGUUGGAUAGUAGUGCUUUCUUCUUUCGUAAUAUCUAUGAUUGCAGAUGGAAUCAGUUUCUCAUUUGGUCUGCUGUACAUUGAAUUUCUGGAUGAAUUCCAAGCUAGUAAGUCUACUACUGCUUGGAUAGGCAGUCUAUUUAUCGCCGUUCCACUUCUAUCUGGCCCUGUGAUGAGUGCUUUAGUUGACCGAUAUGGAUGCCGAAGUAUGACCAUUUUGGGAGGCAUAAUUUCAACUAUAGGCUUUGUUCUUGCUUCAAUCUCAACUACAUUAGAAAUGAUGAUGAUAACAUUUGGUGUGAUUGCUGGAUUAGGACUUGGACUUGUAUAUGUAACUGCAGUUGUUUCUAUUGCUUAUUGGUUUGAGAAGAAAAGGAAUCUCGCUGUCGGUUUAGGGGCUUGUGGUACUGGCGUCGGAACGUUUGUUUAUGCUCCAAUGACACAGUAUUUCAUUGAAGAAUUUGGGUGGCGAGGAACAAUACUUUUGCUAUCUGGCACGUUGCUAAAUUUAUGCGUGUGUGGUUGUGUUAUGCGAGACCCUGAAUGGUGGAUUUUGGAGCAAAAGAAACAAAGAAAUUCCAAAGAUGAUGAUAAGAAUGAUAAAUAUAGUAAAGAAGAUGCCAAAUCUAAACAAUCAAGCUCUGUAUCUAUUGCCAAUGGAUGUUAUGAUAAUGAAACUCUUACACGCGGAAAGAACAUGAAAAGAUUAAUUACUAAGGGAUUGUCACCGGAACAGGUGAUAAAGGAUGAAGUAACUAGUAUUCGAAGGUGUGAAAAUGUAGGUUUAGUGACCAAACAGAGUAAGCGACUCUCUGAAUCGUUAGUAACUAUACCGACUUACCUCACUUACGAUGAUAAGGUUUCGAAAAAUAUUCUGGAUACCCUAGUAAAUAACGCAAGUCCAGACAAUACAGAAAUUAAAGUUCCGUCGUUUAAAAUAAACUCUUUAGAAGAAAAAGAUGCUGAAAACAGUCCGCCUAUAGUCAAAUUUACAAAUGAUGCUUUACAGAGAACGCACUCUGAAAGAUUUGAUGAUUCUAAGGAAAAGAUGCUGGAGAACUGUCAAUUGAAACAUCCGAAGUUAGAUGAGAUAAGUAAAUCUUUAGCUGAAACAAAAGAAAACAAACCAUUAAUAAAACAAGAUAGUAAGGAGAGCAGAAAGGAUUGGUUUAAGAAACAGCUGUCUGUAAACCAUCAUUACUUAAAGGAUUUGAAAAUGCCGUUGAAUUCAAUAAGUCAUAGAAACGCGAUGCUAAAUAUAAAACGAUAUAAACUAAAAGCUUCUUCAUGUCCGGACAUUUUUAAGAAUUCUAUGAUAACAGUGAAUGAACAAGAAGAGAAUUGGUACGACGACUGCGUCAGCUGCCUCGCUGACAUGUUCAACGUCUCCCUCUUCAAGAAGGCCACCUUCAACCUGCUCUGCUUCGGCACUAUCAUCAUAUUCGUGUGGUUCAUCGUGCCAUACUUCUAUCUCGCUGAGCAUAUGAUACAAGAGGGAUACACUGAGGAUGAUGGCGCCUUUAUGUUGAGUUUGAUUGGCAUUACUAAUACUAUUGGAAUGGUAUCCCUCGGUUGGAUAGGUGACUUCCCAAACAUCUCUAUCAGCAACCUCUACGCAGUGUGCCUAAUCCUCUGCGGAGCUUCCGUAGCAGCCAUACCCCAAGCUGCGUCAAGCUAUUGGAUUCUCGCCUCUAUUUGUGCAGCGUUUGGGUUGCUUUUCGCUGCAUCGUUUACAUUCACGCCAAGCUUGUUGGUGACGCUGGUGUCUUUGGAUGAUUUUACGACGGCAUAUGGAUUGGUUUUAUUGGCGCAGGGAAUUGGACAUUUGAUUGGGCCACCUUUGUCAGGUCUCAUUUUCGAUGUGACUGCGUCCUGGGAACUAUCAUUCUACCUCGCCGGGGGCUGGAUCGUGGUGGCCGGGGUGCUGAUAGCCUUCAUCCAUCCCGUCAAGAAGUACCAGCAGAAGAGAGCGGCUGAGGCGGAGAGUGACUCCAGCAUGGCUUAAAGAUCCUUCAUCGAGUACCUGUCACGAUGAAGCCUAGUCACUAGUGAAGUAGUGGCACAUUUUGACUUCCUGAUUGAGAGGGCCGGCCCCUGGGUUGGAAUCCCAGGCACGCACCUCGAAUUUUUCGAAACAUGAAACCUGCAUUUUUUUAAUUUAACUAGGGCUUGGCUGCAAUCAGACCUGCUAGCAAGUGAUG
This is a messenger RNA of Maniola jurtina (meadow brown), 3033 nucleotides long. Its product is annotated as monocarboxylate transporter 14-like. Gene Ontology annotation, biological process: transmembrane transport; monocarboxylic acid transport. Gene Ontology annotation, molecular function: monocarboxylic acid transmembrane transporter activity. Lineage: Eukaryota; Metazoa; Arthropoda; Insecta; Lepidoptera; Nymphalidae. The transcript has 6 exons. The record is from RefSeq and is a predicted model, not a curated record. Bases 420 to 2837 code for a protein of 805 amino acids.